AUGAUUCAUCUUUGUUCAUCGGAAUUAGCUGAGAAGCUUCAUUUGCAGAGAGAAAAUGUAAACCUAUCAGUAGGAUGUUUAUCUGGGAUUUCAACAACGGUGAAGUCAAAAAUAAGUGCGGUUAUUUUAAAUAAAGGAAACACAUACAGUCGUAAACUAGAUUUUUUCGUAAUUCCGAAAAUUACUCAUUUGAUGCCUUCUAGACAAAUUGAUGUCUGUAAUAUUGAGAUUCCACAAGGAGUUACGUUAGCUGAUCCAGACUUUCACAAACCGGGUAAAAUUCAGUUACUUUUAGGAUCUGAAAUAUUUUUCGAUUUGAUAAGAUCCGGGCAAAUUUAUGUACCAAAUACAAAUUUAGUGUUACAAAACUCAGCAUUUGGGUAUUUGGUAAGCGGUAGCAUUGAAGAUUUACCACAUGAGAAACAAUUAAUGCAUUGUGGGUUAAUUUAUGACAAUGUCGAAGCACAGUUGAAGAAGUUUUUUGAUUUGGAAUCAAUUGGUAUCAGAGAUGAUCCCAAUUCUUACGAUGAAGAUAAAGCAUUAGAGAUAUUCAACAAAACUGUUAGUUUCAAAGAUGGUCGUUAUAUUGUUAGUUUGCCUUGGAAGAAAAAACGGGAACAUUUAGGCGACAAUUUUGGUGUCGCAGAAAAAAGAAUAAAAAUCCUGAUGAGAAAAAUGCAGCAUGAUAAUACAUUAUACCUGAAAUAUAGAGAAACUUUAGAAGAGUACCUAAAUCAAGGGAUAAUAGAAAGAGUAUUAGAUUCUACGAAACCAGUAAACAAGCCAGUUUUUUAUAUGCCGCAUCAGGCAGUUUAUAGAGAAGAAAGCAUUACAACAAAAAUGCGUAUUGUAUUUGAUGCGAGCUCACAUGAAAUAGGUAUAGUCUGUCCCUGA
Messenger RNA from Stegodyphus dumicola, 894 nucleotides. RefSeq lists its product as uncharacterized. NCBI's taxonomy places the organism in Eukaryota, Metazoa, Arthropoda, Arachnida, Araneae, Eresidae. The record is from RefSeq and is a predicted model, not a curated record.